This is a messenger RNA of Vigna angularis (adzuki bean), 824 nucleotides long. Its product is annotated as protein DMP2. Bases 90 to 644 code for a protein of 184 amino acids. The record is from RefSeq and is a predicted model, not a curated record. Gene Ontology annotation, biological process: endomembrane system organization. Lineage: Eukaryota; Viridiplantae; Streptophyta; Magnoliopsida; Fabales; Fabaceae. The transcript has a single exon.
UGGUGAUGGUCUUUCAAGAUGGUCCUAUAAGAUGAAAACCAUGGAGUGGUGUGCAACUGCAAGAAGCAGAGAAAAAGGAAAAAGAAAAAAUGACAAGCAGGACGCUCUUAUCAGUUGGCAGCCUCAUAAAGCUUCUCCCAACAGGCACAUUCUUCGUCUUCCAAUUCCUCAACCCUGCUUUGACCAACAAUGGUAAAUGCAAUGGCAACAAGAAGUCCCUCUGCGCCAUUCUCCUUGGCCUCUGUGGCAUCAGCUGCUUCUUUUCUUCCUUCACAGACAGUUACACAGGCAAUGACGGGAAUAGGCACUAUGGCUUGGUAACCCCAUAUGGAAUCUUUCCUUCACCGGCUUCCGACAACAUUGACCUGUCAAGGUACAAACUCAAGUUCGGAGACAUGGUGCAUGCUUUCUUGUCGGUUAUAGUGUUCGCAGUGUUGGGGUUGUUGGACACCAAUACUGUGAAUUGCUUCUACCCUGGUUCAUCUCAUCGUUUUCUUCAACUGCUUCCCAUAGCUAUUGGGUUAGUGGCCGGUGAGUUGUUCAUGAUCUUUCCCAAUGAUCGCCAUGGAUAUGGAUACCCUUUGACCUCGGAUUCCAACGACAACGCUCCUCCCAAUAAUCCGGUGGCAAUGCCUAAUCCCUAAAACUUGUUGCUGUGAAAAUGUAUGCAAACUCUGCAUGUACUUGCAUGAAAUGUUCUUGCACUAUAUUUUGUGUGUAUCAAAUAAAAGAUUUGUGUGUCAAAUAUAAUUUACUUUUCUAUCUCCUGUGACUGUAAAGUGAAGACUUUAAUCUUUAAUGUAUUAUUGAAUUUUGUGUGUCAU